GGGCCUGAGUUUAGAACAGUGUGUGAUCUCCCGCAAUUCCCUCUGUUGGUAUUCGAAGGGAGAACAGAGGACGCUACAGCUGUCUUUCUUCUGUGGUCAGCAUACCUUCUGCGAGGUAGCAGGCAGCCGCAGUGGACUCCAGAUGGCCAAGUACCAAGUGGAGCACCAGUUUAGCGUGGUAGGGGUCCUUGAAGAACUUACCCUCACCUACGCUGUCUUGCAGGAGUACGUCCCGAGGUACUGGGGCAACGCUUCGAUUUUCAUGACAAGGACUGCAGAACUGGGAAGUGAGGACCUGGAGAUCGCCAAUUACCUCAAGACAAUCCCCGAGGAAGUGCGCCAGUACCUGAGGGUGCUGCUGAAGGAAGAAAUCGACUUCUACCUCUUCGUCAGGCAGCGGUUGCAUCUCCAGGCAGCUUCACUCGGCCUCGCAAAACAGCUGUAUUGAGGGUCGGGAGAAGCUUCGCUGUUCAUGAGCUUUGUUUACUUUUCGCGUGUGUGUAUUUUGAUCGUUUUAAUUAUUAUUGUGAUUAAGAUUAUUAUCAUUAUAUUUCUUUUCCUGUUGUUGACUGAGUAAGUGCAAGUGUUGUUGAGUUAUUUCUUAUUCUUUCAAGUACAGAUGGAGGUGCCUUGUUUGACAU
Messenger RNA from Penaeus chinensis, 641 nucleotides. RefSeq names its product heparan sulfate 2-O-sulfotransferase pipe-like. The coding region runs from base 143 to 448 and encodes 101 amino acids. Gene Ontology annotation, molecular function: sulfotransferase activity. Lineage: Eukaryota; Metazoa; Arthropoda; Malacostraca; Decapoda; Penaeidae. The record is from RefSeq and is a predicted model, not a curated record. Gene Ontology annotation, cellular component: membrane. The transcript is spliced from 3 exons.